Zea mays is the source of this 1206-nucleotide messenger RNA. RefSeq lists its product as uncharacterized. Gene Ontology annotation, molecular function: hydroxypyruvate reductase [NAD(P)H] activity; NAD binding; glyoxylate reductase (NADPH) activity. Gene Ontology annotation, cellular component: cytosol. The record is from RefSeq and is marked validated. Lineage: Eukaryota; Viridiplantae; Streptophyta; Magnoliopsida; Poales; Poaceae.
AGAUUCCUAUUGGCAUCUCCAUCCGUCCUCGUCGGCAUCCCAGCCACACACACACACACACCGCACCUAGCCACCUACCCUGCUGUCCCCCGUGCCGUCGCCGAUGGAGUCCUUGGGCGUGCUGCUGCUCCACCCCUUCAACGCGUACCUGGAGCAGGAGCUGGACCGCCGCUUCCGCCUGUACCGCUUCUGGGAGACGCCCCGCGAGGAGUUCCUCCGCGCGCACGCGGGCGCCGUGCGCGCCGUCGUCGGCAACGCCAGCUACGGCGCCGACGCCGCGCUCAUCGACGCGCUCCCGGCGCUCGAGAUCGUUGCCUCCUUCUCCGUCGGCAUCGACCGCGUCGACCUCGCCAAGUGCCGCGACCGCGGGAUCCGGGUCACCAACACCCCCGACGUCCUCACCGACGACGUCGCCGACCUCGCCGUAGGGCUCGCCAUCGCCGUGCUCCGCAGGAUCCCGCAGGCCGACCGAUACGUCCGCGCGGGGCUCUGGAAGUCCAGGGGAGACUACACCCUAACCACGCGGUUCAGCGGCAAGCGGGUGGGCAUCAUCGGGCUGGGCAGGAUAGGGCAGGCGGUGGCGAAGCGAGUGGAGGCGUUCGACUGCCCGGUGAGCUACCACCAGCGGACGGAGCAGCGGGCGACGUACCCGAGCUACACCUACUACCCGUCGGUGGUGGAGCUGGCGGCGAACAGCGACGUGCUGGUGGUGGCGUGCCCGCUGAACGCGCAGACGCGCCACAUCGUGAGCCGCGAGGUGAUGGAAGCGCUAGGCCCCAGCGGCGUGCUGAUCAACGUCGGCCGUGGGCCACACGUGGACGAGCGCGAGAUGGUGGCGGCGCUGGCGGACGGGCGGCUCGGCGGCGCCGGGCUGGACGUGUUCGAGGACGAGCCUAACGUGCCCGAGGCGCUUCUGGGGAUGGACAACGUCGUGCUGCUGCCCCACGUCGGCAGCGGCACCAACGAGACGCGCAAGGCCAUGGCCGACCUCGUGCUCGGGAACCUGGAGGCGCACGUGCUCAGCAAGCCGCUGCUGACUCCGGUUGUCUGACGUUUCCUUGUUUCUAUUACGAAAUAACAAGCGCCUGCGCCUGACAGCGAGUGGGGAUUAAAUUCAAAAUGUUUUGUUUUGAUUUGAUCGCCGCUGGUGAAUGGAACUGAAAUGUGCUGUCAAUUCUCAGUCCAGUGCACACGACACGCUUGCAC